This is a messenger RNA of Cucurbita pepo subsp. pepo (vegetable marrow), 1536 nucleotides long. Its product is annotated as protein JINGUBANG-like. Gene Ontology annotation, molecular function: protein binding. NCBI's taxonomy places the organism in Eukaryota, Viridiplantae, Streptophyta, Magnoliopsida, Cucurbitales, Cucurbitaceae. The record is from RefSeq and is a predicted model, not a curated record.
AAACUGUUUCUCGACUCGAUGUCUGAACAUACGUCGACGUUGUUCGCAACGUCGGAAUUUCUCACUGCUGACUUGUUUGCUUAGUUGGAACAAGUGUAACACGAUUUCUUUGCCACGUGGCAGUCUCUUAAUGGCCAUCCUCCUAUUCCGGAUUCUCUAUAUAUAUAUACCCUUCCCCAAGCAAACUCGCUGCCAUUACCAUUUCUUCAUCUCCUUCUUCCCGCCGGCAUGAGUGUCCGAUCAUGGCUACUCCCCUGCGCCACCGCUACCUCCACCGCCGCCGACUCCAAUACGCCGCCUCAAUCCUCCUCCUUCUCAAAUUCCGACACGUCGGUCAACUCUUCAUCGUCGUCGUCGACACCGACUUCCGACACUAGCUGCUCCACUCUCCAAAGCAAUCUCUCCCUUCAAUCCCAACCGUCCAUUCCAUCUCUCCAAACUCUCCCCACCGUAACCGAUACCGGAAACGUCGCCGUUUCUCAACUUCACCUCGCCUCUUUCAAGCUCCCAAUCUCCCAUCUCGCCGUCCAUGGUCCCCACCUCUAUGUCGCCACCGCUCACGAAAUCAACGUCUACGAUCGAUCCACCUACACCCACGUAGCCUCAAUCAACGAUCGAGAUUCCUCCUCCGGCGCCGUCAAGGGAAUCGCCUUUCUAAACGCCCAAAUCCUUACUUCCCAUCAAGAUGGAAAAAUCCGCGUCUGGAAUUUAACGAAUAAUCAAUUCAAAAAGGUCAACACUCUCCCGACAGUCAACGACCGCCUCCGCCGGUUCCUACUCCCGAAAAAUUACGUCAACGUCCGCCGUCACAAGAAAGUCCUCUGGAUUCAACACGCCGACGCCGUCACUGGACUCGCCGUGAACAGAAAUUCAUUUUACUCUGUUUCUUGGGAUCGGAGUUUGAAAAUCUGGCAAGGCUCCGACCACCGCUGCGUCGAGUCCGUCAAGGCAGCGCACGAGGACGCCAUAAACGCAGUGGCCGUCUCCGCCGCGGGGAUUGUGUACACCGGAUCGGCCGAUCGGAGAAUCAGAGUAUGGUCGAAACCCGCGGCGGAGAAACGGCAUAUUCUGGUAACGACUUUAGAGAAGCACAAAUCGGCGGUGAAUGCAUUGGCGUUAAACGACGACGGUUCAUUGCUGUUCUCCGGUGCCUGUGAUCGGUCCGUUCUGGUGUGGGAAAGAGAGGACGGCGCGAAUCACAUGGCGGUGAUCGGAGCAUUGAGGGGACACAAAAACGCGAUUCUCUGUUUGAUCUACGUCUCAGAUUUGCUGUUGAGUGGGUCCGCAGAUCGGACGGUCAGAGUUUGGCGACGUGUAGGAGAUGGGAGUUUUAACUGUUUGUCCGUACUGGAGGGUCACCGGAAACCGGUGAAAUCUCUGGUGGUGGUUUCCGACGGGUUGUCAAACGGCGUCGUUUCGGUGUGCAGUGGGAGUCUGGACGGUGAAGUGAAAGCCUGGAAACUCUCAUUUUCGAAUAUUAAUGGAAUAUUAAAUAAUUAGAACAAAUUUGUUUUUUUUUAUUAUUUUAUUAUUUUA